AUGAGCAUUGAGGAGCUUCUCCUAAAAGCUGUUCCUGGCCCAAGACCCCUUCCUUUCAAAGUCAUUAGGACGUCACUGUAUCGCGUGCAUCAACUUUGCGCUUCUAUAUUCAAUCGUGGACGGUGCGCGCUGGCCGGAGAUGCAGCUCACCUGAAUAACCCAAUGGAAGCCAUGGGUCUUACAACUGGACUCAUUGACUCAGAAGGUCUUGCAGAUGCGCUAGAGUUAAUCAUUCACGAGAGAAAGCCUAUGAACAUACUGGAAACUUACUCAGACGAUCGUCAAACAGUAUUUCGGACGUUCGUGGACCCAACGCCCACACAGAAUAAACUGCGAUGUGCAAGUGACGCUGGAACCGCGAAGGAGGACUGGCUGAUUAGGUUAAUGGCCAAGAUGGAGAACGCGCCGCGGGGACUGGUUGCCCAAGGAACUCAGCCAUUUUUCACUUCUUGGACAACCAACUUGAGGCAGGCCUUUGAGCAUCAUUAA
Messenger RNA from Aspergillus bombycis, 489 nucleotides. Its product is annotated as FAD-dependent oxidoreductase. The record is from RefSeq and is a predicted model, not a curated record. Lineage: Eukaryota; Fungi; Ascomycota; Eurotiomycetes; Eurotiales; Aspergillaceae. The transcript has 2 exons. Gene Ontology annotation, molecular function: FAD binding. Bases 1 to 489 code for a protein of 162 amino acids.